GCCGGUACCAGGCCGCAGGGCAGGGACGCCCUCCCAGCCGCUCGCAGGGGGACGGCAGCCGGCAGGGGUGGCGAGCGGCUGGCCGAGCGGCUCGAUGGGGCCGGUUUGCGGGCGGGGCGGGGCCGCAGCUCGCUCGUGGCCUCGGAGAUGGAUUCUCGGCCGCUCGCGCAAGCCACCAUCUUAGAGGGCAGGCAAUCUAGUCGGGGAGGGAAGGAAAGCAAAGCGAAUCGAAGCGGGUGGUGCCGUCGGAGGACGCAGCUCUGGGCCCCUUCGCGGCCUCAGAAGGUCUUGAUGUAACUGGCUGAAAAAUGGUUCUGCAAGAUGACAGCAUCAACUUUAACGCUGUUAAAAUGGAGACUAUCUUCACUUUGACGUGAUGUGUGAAGUCUGUUAGCAUUUUUUGUUUGUUUUUUUUUUUUACAGUUAUUGUGGAAGCUACCUCUCCCCCUCCUACCUGCAGCAUGUGACUGGUAGAAGGCUGGAGUGAUUUCCAUUUCUGGUUACAAAUGGUGUGGGUUUUUAUCAUGAAUCGAAUGAGCUCCCAGAGCAGUUCAUCCACUCAACGUAGGCGAAUGGCUCUAGGAAUUGUCAUUCUUCUCCUUGUUGACGUGAUAUGGGUUGCCUCUUCAGAACUCACUUCUUAUGUUUUUACAAAGUACAACAAGCCUUUUUUCAGUACAUUUGCAAAAACAUCCAUGUUUGUUCUAUACCUCUUGGGAUUUAUUGUUUGGAAACCAUGGAGGCAACAGUGUACUCGUGGAUUUCGUGGAAGGCAUGCGGCUUUUUUUGCAGAUGCUGAAGGUUAUUUUGCUGCUUGUACAACAGAUAACACUGUAAACAGUUCUCUGAGUGAACCUUUAUAUGUUCCUGUAAAGUUUCAUGAUUUGCCAACUGAAAAAAAUGGCAGUAAUAAUAGUGAUGCAGAGAAAACUCCCAAAAAGCCUCGUGUAAGGUUCAGUAAUAUUAUGGAGAUUCGACAACUCCCAUCAAGCCAUGCACUGGAAGCAAAGUUGUCUCGCAUGUCAUAUCCAACAGUUAAGGACCAAGAAUCGAUAUUAAAAACUGUAGGAAAACUUACUGCAACUCAAGUAGCAAAAAUCAGCUUUUUCUUUUGUUUUGUGUGGUUCUUGGCAAAUUUCUCUUACCAAGAAGCUCUGUCAGAUACCCAGGUUGCUAUAGUUAAUAUAUUGUCAUCAACCUCUGGGCUUUUCACUUUAAUCUUAGCUGCAGUCUUUCCCAGUAACAGUGGAGAUAGGUUUACCCUUUCCAAAUUAUUAGCUGUCAUUUUAAGCAUUGGUGGUGUGGUACUUGUUAACCUUUCUGGAUCUGAGAAAUCUGCUGGAAAAGAUACAAUAGGUUCCCUUUGGUCUCUUGUAGGAGCAAUGCUGUAUGCUGUGUACAUAGUAAUGAUCAAAAGGAAAGUAGAUAGAGAAGAUAAACUUGACAUACCAAUGUUCUUUGGUUUUGUAGGGCUGUUCAAUCUGUUGCUGCUGUGGCCAGGGUUUUUCCUGCUUCACUAUACUGGGUUUGAAGCAUUUGAGUUUCCCAAUAAGCUGAUAUGGAUGUGCAUUGUUAUUAAUGGCCUUAUUGGAACAGUUCUGUCAGAAUUCCUCUGGCUGUGGGGCUGCUUUCUUACCUCAUCACUGAUAGGCACACUUGCGCUAAGCCUUACAAUACCUCUGUCCAUAAUAGCUGACAUGUGCAUGCAAAAGGUGCAGUUUUCCUGGUUAUUUUUUGCAGGGGCAGUACCUGUAUUUUUUUCUUUUUUCAUUGCAACUCUCUUGUGUCACUACAACAACUGGGAUCCAGUGAUGGUGGGAAUCAGAAGAAUUUUUGCCUUUAUUUGUAGAAAACAUCGAAUUCAGAGAAUGCCAGAAGAAAACGAGCAGUGUGAAAGUCUCAUUCCUAUGCAUAGUGUUUCACAAGAUGGAGACAGUUGCUGUUCAUAGACAAAAGUUUGAAAAUGGAAUGAUGCCCAGCGAAAAGACAAUCUGCUGGAAAAGUCCCUAAGGAAUCAUGUUCCAGUGCCUAUUCUGGAUUUGUAAUAAAAAUAAGAAGUUUCAGUUCUUUUGGAACUCUAAACUUUACCUCUUUCUUGCUUUCACCUGGUAUUAUAAAUGAACAAAUUUACUACAUGCCUAUCACCAUAGAGAGUCAGUCUGUCAGAGCAACCAACCUGCCUUAUCACACAGAGCUCAUGGAGUUACUUGACAAAAUCAAGAAUCAAGAAAACAAAUGCUGUUAAAGUGAUUUCUUUCUUUAGCUCACGAUUUUGUUAAAUGCUGGACAAUGUUAUUUUUAAAAAAUACUUUCAAAUGAUUUAUAUAAAUAAGUUUGCAGGUCAUCAAGUCUUACCAGGCUUUCAGAUGAAAAGCUAAAUAGAGAUGUUACCUGUAGUAAGUACAAAUUAACUUUUUUAUGUUGUAUAAACUAUUUGGAUAUUAAUAGAAGAAAAUAGAGAAAUAAUUUAUUAAGUUCAUUCUAGUAAUUAUUAAGGCAGGAUCUUUGUACGGUCCUGGAACACUACAUAUAUAUUGUAUUAUGCCAUUUUCAGAAGAAUUGUAAUGGCAAUAUGUGCCGAUGUUUAAAAAUAUUUUGCUACCUAACAGUCUGGAAUGUUUAAAAUUUUAGUGAAUGGUAGAUUAUUAGAAAUUAUACUACAUUUGGGUAUACAUUCUCAAAAUCAGUGUUUGUUUUAAAGAGACUGAUUCUGUAACCCAUUCUUAUUCCCAGUUACCUUACAUGGAAAACUAAAUUUGAACAUUUUCAUGUGUAUAGCUGCCAAGUUCUAAGCGAGACCAAAUUAAUUGUGAAAGUUUUUGGUCAAUGGGUUGGCACUACACUAAUUUUCUGAACAAUCUGGAAGAUAUAGGUGUCUGCAUUGAUAUUCCCCCUGCCCCCCCCCCCCCCCCCCGUUGCAUUAAUAAAUUUAUUCUAAACCUGAUAAUUUUCCUUAUAAACUGUUCUUUUCCUUCCACUGCAGUGCUUAUGUCCUGUUUGAUUCUGAAAAGUUAUGAAUAGUUAUAUUCAGGAAUAUUUGAAAUGAGUCAAUGCUACUUUCCUACUUCUGGCCUAUCAGACACAUGUAGAAGUUAAUUUUGGCUUUUGAUGGAUUUAAUUUUUUUUUGUAAUUGAUGGAGGAUGGAUUUUCAGCUUACAGUAUUCUCUUCCAUGUAGCAAGGUUAUUCAUAAUGCAGGUUAUCUCUAAUGUCCUUCCACACAAAUACAGAAGGAUGAUAUAAAACAAAUGUCUUUUCGUAUUCUGACACUUGGAAAUUAUCCUUCCAAAAGAAAUUUUGGUGGUUUGUCGAUACAACUGCCAGACAAGAUGAAAUGCUUGAUUUGGAAGGGCUGAUUAGCAGGAGCUAGAAUUUAAUGUAAAAAUCUGCAAAUAGAGAGGGAAGGAAAAAUGAACCUGGGGACUAUUCUGGUUAAAUAUUGCACCUUUAUCAAAAUUUCCCUUCCAAUUUUUAAUAUUGAAUUACCUUCAAAUUUCAAUGGUCUGAGGUGUCUCUUGAAGAUGAGAUAGUACAUCUUUCUUCGGACACCUGAAAUAGGAAGUAAAAGACACUAACAAACCAAACAAACAAGAAACAACCACAGAAAAUCCCCCCCCCAAUCCCCAAACAAAUAGGAUUUUAUUGCAUUUACAUAGGCGUUUUGAGAAAUGUCACUUUUCAAUUUCCAAAUGCUAUGAGCAAAAGUAUUGAAAAUGCAAUUUAGGGAGUUUCCUUAGUUGUUUGGUUUGGGGAUUUUUUUUUUUUUUUCUUCUAAAUUACGGCAAAUUAGAGAAUGUUAGCUUCAACUUUUUUCUGAGAAGUAAUGUUAAAGCCUACUUGCAAUAAAAAGUUAAUGUCUGUUUUUAAUUAAUGAUAUGUUUCAAUGAAAUCAUACUAAAUAUAUAUUAACUACAACUUAGAAUCAGUCAGGACUUGUGGCAUCAGCAAACUAAGCCUGGGAAAACAGUUUGCUUUUGGAUGGGCAGUUACAGUAUUUUUAGUGGAAUAUUCUAGUACUAUUUUUUGAAACUGGUCAUACUGAUAGAAUUGGAGCAGUGUAUAAUGGACAGUUGCUGCUCAUAUUUGUCAUUAGGUUCAUGGCUUAAAGAUCAUCACAGUCUGCCAUGUAUAUGAGUUCUGUUAACUUCCACUGUUCAUUAGUUGAGAGGUAAUAAGUAGUGUAAGUACUAAGAAAAUACUUGUCUGUUUCUGAGCCCAGGUAGGUUGAAGAAUGUUGAGUAAACUCAAAGUUAGGGCCUUUCCGCUAUUUUUGUUGUUAACAAAAAUGUGGUGUGUUUUUUGUUUGUUUGUUGUUUUUUUAUUACUAUUUUUAUCUAGGGUAUUAAAUAUUUUAAUCAUGGAAUCAUGUCACGAGGUAGCUUGAGCUUUUGAAUUAAAUUGCAGUUCUUUAAAGAGUAAGAAACAAAGGAAACUAUCCUUCCAGAAAGGAUUUUUAAACAGUGGUGCCCCUGUAGUUACAAGAAAUGUGUUAGGGUUUUAAUUACAGAAGCUAUGACAUGUAACAUUUAUUCCUGCAUUUAAUAGAAUGUGCUGAGUUUUUUUUCUAUAAAAUCUUGUGACUUUUAUUACAAGAAUAUUUUAGAAAUAUAAUGUCUAAUUUGAAAUGUAAAUUGUGUAGCUCUCUAAUGGGUGCUUGGUAAAUGCACAAGAGAUUUAGCUUUGAUUCUCAGGUACCUCUGACAUAAUGGAGACAUGCUGGGUUUUUCUUUCUCAUGACACAACUGGAAUGUGAAGGAGCUCUCUUAUAAAUGCUUUAUCUCUGUGUGCUAGCAUAAAUUAUCACUGCUCUUACUGUUUCAAUUUGGCAGUGUCUUUAUUCUGAUUUAUUUCUUGUAGGAAGCACAUACAGUUUAAAAAAAAGUAACGAAUUUUUAUCUCCAGCAUUUCUUGGAAUGUCAUUAGAUGCUUAAGGAACAGUGAUUUCCCAUGCCUACAAAAUGGAAAAUGAAUACUACAUGUGUUGCUCUGUCAAACAGUUGAACUAAUUCCUGUAAUCUUACGAGACAACCAACAAUUUCUUCUGUGUGUGUGAUUGAGGUUUUAGAACUGUUUGGGUUUUAUAUAUGGAGGAAAUGAUGAUAAUUUGCCAAAUGCCACGUAGCAUACCUUUGCUUUUAGGGUUCUGGUGAGUCUUGUAUAGUUACAUACACUGUGUACUGCACUCCAGAACAAAGGGGAAAAAGGAUUUCAUUUUUUCUGGGCAUUUUCUGUCAGGUUUCAGUCAUGCUGAAAUUGUGUUCACUACAAGGUGCUGCUGUAGGUGUAAUACUAAUUCAGGAAAGAACUGAAAUACACGUUAUAUAUCAGUACUUGACAAUCACUUAAAAUAUGUGGCCCAUGAAUGCCACUGAAGACACUGAGGGCCUUAUGUUUCUGUUGCCCAGUGUGCAUUGCAUCAUGCUUGUUGGCUUUUUGCUUGUGGAAAUCUAUGUAAGGUGGGGGCUGUAGUAUGUGGGUGAUUUGGCUGCUUUUGGAGCUGAGCUGAAGCAGACUGCACACUGAAACUCGGAAGCAGUGAGGCGAAGGCUAAGGCACUGCCUGGUUAUCUCACUGUGGUGUUGCUAAUGUAUUUUGUGGAAAUAUGAUGUUAAGCAGGGGUAUUCUUAGAAGGAUAAACCAUGGUGCUGCAUGUGAUACUUGAUCUGGUAUGAUGGUAUAUGCAUUACAUACCUCCUUGUAAUGAACUAACAAAGAUAGGAGAGCCUGCAAAGUACUUUUCUUGGUGUGUGCUGUUUUAAUUGUCAUUCCCUUUCACAAUACCCAUUAUGCCUAGGUACUGCUAUUCACAACUGCGAUUGCUUUAAAUAAGGUUGUAAAAUGACUUCUUUGUAAUUCUUGGUUCCAUCUCUCUUUGUGUUGAAUGUCGUCAUUCCUAUUCCCUAUUAAAAAAUCAUCCUAUUUUAGGGAAAUUAGCAAAACCUCCUAUUUUAGGGAAUGAACUAAGCCCCCUAGAGGAGGGGAAAAAGCAGUUAAACUUCAGACAUGGGGUGUGUUUAUGAACACACUUUUAAAUUUCAUAUGAAAAUGGGCCUCACUCAGUAAGGCAGAGUAUGUUUCUGUGAUUCUAAAUGAAGCUAAGAAGUGGCAUACUCAUCAAGAAACAAAACCUAGUAUUAGUAUCACAAUGCUCAGUUAUGUGGCAAAGUGUAGAAUGGUACUUUUAAUCAAUUUUCUUUAUUCCGGAUAAGUUUUGAGUUAGUUACCAUUUCUGUUAUGGUUGUCAUAUGUAGAGCAUGCAAUUUAAUAGUAGUAUUUAAGUGUUGGUUCACAAACAGUUGUUGUGCAUGUUUGGUUGGUUUUGGUUUGGUGGUGGUUUUGUUUUGUUUUUUUUAAUUCUUAUUAUUUUUGUCAUUUUUCUAUAAAAUUCAGGAUUGCAUUAAUGCUGUAUUUUGUUUUACAUGAUCAUUGCAGGGCAUGAUUUCUCAGGGAGAUAUGUAUGAUGCCAUGUGUUGUGAGAGCUGAUAACUAACUCCUGCUUAUAACAUUGUUACAAACAUUUUCACGUUUCACUCAAA
Molecule: messenger RNA, 6535 nt
Organism: Pezoporus occidentalis (night parrot)
Lineage: Eukaryota; Metazoa; Chordata; Aves; Psittaciformes; Psittacidae
Gene: SLC35F5
Product: solute carrier family 35 member F5
Exons: 18
Coding region: 507-1949 (480 amino acids)
Cellular component (GO): membrane
Source: RefSeq, a predicted model, not a curated record